This is a messenger RNA of Metopolophium dirhodum (rose-grain aphid), 2787 nucleotides long. Its product is annotated as probable peroxisomal acyl-coenzyme A oxidase 1. Gene Ontology annotation, molecular function: FAD binding; acyl-CoA oxidase activity; fatty acid binding. The record is from RefSeq and is a predicted model, not a curated record. Gene Ontology annotation, biological process: fatty acid beta-oxidation using acyl-CoA oxidase; lipid homeostasis. Lineage: Eukaryota; Metazoa; Arthropoda; Insecta; Hemiptera; Aphididae. Gene Ontology annotation, cellular component: peroxisome. The coding region runs from base 284 to 2299 and encodes 671 amino acids. The transcript is spliced from 13 exons.
UCGCCAGUUAUCGACACCGUUUUAUCCGUUACUUGUUCGGUAGGUUACCUGUAUAAUAUUAUUAUGAUAUUGAAUGCGAUCGAUUAUAAGAGCAUUGCCCAUGCAAUAUAAAUAUAAUAUUAUACAUAAUACAUGCAUAUACGCGUCUUACCCGAUUUAUCGACUGUUAAUUCACAAUUUACUGUUUAGUUGAAAAUAAAACGCUACAACGGGCGUACGUAAAUAAUUUCUGAUCAGAGUGCUUAAAAAUUACAACGAAUACCGUACGCAUAUAGACAAUAAGAUGGUCGAGCUGCAAACCGUCAACGAAGAUUUGCGCAAUGAACGGACGAAGUGCACCUUCAAUCAGGAGGAGCUGACGAAUUUCAUUGACGGCGGCGCGGAGAGUACCGACAUAAGACGAAAUAUCGCGAAUUUUUUCUUCAGCGAUCCACGAUUCAAGGACGAAGUGCCUGUGGAGUACCUAAGCCACCAAGAACAUUACGAACAGUCGAUUCGGAAAGCUUGCAUAUUUUACGAGAAGAUGAAAGAAUGGGAGGAGAUUUCAAAUAGCAACAUGUUGGAGAUUUACACUGUGAUAUGGACUAGUGGAAUAGAUACAGCUAUUUUAAAACAAAGUAUACCUUUUGCCGUUCAUACUAUUAUGUUUUUGCCAUCUCUAGUUGGUCAAGGCACUCAGGAACAGAAAGAAGAAUGGGUUGGACGUGCCUUUAAGUAUUCAAUUUUGGGUACUUAUGCUCAGACUGAACUUGGACAUGGAACUUUUAUUCGGGGGUUAGAAACAACGUGCACGUAUGAUCCGGAUAACGAAGAGUUUAUUUUAAAUAGUCCGACAUUGACAUCGUACAAAUGGUGGCCCGGCGGACUUGGACACAGUUGUAACUACGCAAUUGUUCUCGCUCAACUUUACACUCAAGGCAUACAUCGUGGGAUACACCCGUUCAUUGUUCAAUUAAGGGAUUCAGAAACAUGGAUGCCGAUGCCUGGAAUCAAAGUUGGCGAAAUCGGCAGUAAAAUGGGAAUGAACUCUGCGAACAAUGGAUAUUUGGCGUUUAAUAACGUUAGAUUACCUCGAAUGCACAUGUUAAUGAAAAAUUCUAAAGUUCAUAAGGAUGGAACUUAUGAAAAAUCACCUCAUGAAAAAUUAACAUACGGCACAAUGAUACUUGUACGGGUAUUAAUUGUUAAAAGUCUAGUAACUAGCUAUUUAAUGAAAUCAGCAACAAUUGCAAUAAGAUACAGCGCGAUUCGUCGGCAAUCGGAACUGAAACCCGGUGAACGAGAACCUCAAGUUUUAGAUUACCAAACACAACAGUACAAGUUGUUCCCAGUUAUCGCCUCAUGUUUAGUGUACAAAUUUGCAGCUAAAUGGUUAUGGGAUAAAUACUCUGCAGUAACAUCGCAAUUAGAACGAGGUGAUUUAGUUCAAUUGCCGGAGUUACAUGCUAUGGCCUGUUGUCUGAAAGCUGUUGGCACGGCCGAUGCGUCUGUCAGCGUGACGUCUUGUCGUUUGGCGUGUGGCGGUCACGGAUACAUGAACUGCAGCAAUCUGCCGAACAUCUAUUCACUCUCUACUGCUACGGAAAUCUACGAAGGCGAAAACACAGUACUGCUUUUGCAAACGGCGAGAUUUUUGAUGAAAUCUUACGAAACCGUGCAACUGGGAAACUAUGUGUCUACGUCGGAUUCCCUGUCAUACUUGAAUAACUACAACAGCUUAAAAAAAUCACCUUGGACGACGACGUUAGAUUGUAUGACCAGCGCGUUUUUCCAAGUCGCCGGAAGUAAAAUCGACGACUGUUACUUCACCAUGAAACGACUGAUGGAUUCUGGAACGGCUCAAGAAGAUGCUUGGAAUCAAACAUCCAUUAAACUUAUUCAAGCAUCUGAAGCGCAUUGCAGAGCGUUUGUGAUUAGCGUAUACGUAAAAACACUUGAAACGAAUCAGUUUUCGCCAGAGCUGAUGGCCGUUCUUACUCAACUCGGCGAGCUAAUUUGUGCGCAGUGGAUAUUAAAUAGACUCGGCGAUUUUCUACAGCAUUCCAACCUAAAACCAAACGAUGUACAUUCAAUACAAAGUUUAUUAGAAGACUGUUUAGAACGUAUUAGGCCCAACGCAGUCGGUCUAGUUGACAGUUUUGAUAUACGGGACGAAAUAUUGGACUCCGCGUUAGGAUCCUACGACGGAAAUGUAUACGAACGGCUUUUGUCGGAAGCCAAUAAAAGCCCUCUGAACAAAGAACCAGUGAACCGCUCGUUUGAGCUGUACUUGAAACCGUUUUUAAAAUCCAACAUGUAAAUAAAAUCCAUUAUUCCAGCUGCGUUUGUAAAAAUAUCGUUGGAGAGAAUAUCAUUUAUGAGGAUAAUAUUAUGUUAAUAAUUCAUUUUGCACAAUUAGGUAUUUAAUAAACCAAAAAAUAAAAUACCUUGUUAAAUACAAUUGUAUUUAUUUAAGUUUUAGAACUAAUAUAAUUAAUAUGAUUUAUCAAAAUCAAAAUAUAAUACAAUACCUACUGAUUACUACUUCGUAGUAUAGAAACAUAUUACGGUAGGUAGAGUAUAUAACAUGAUGAGUAACAAAAUAUCAAAUAUAGGUACCUAGUUAAAAACCAGUGCUGUAUAUCUGAUUUCUAAAAUGUAUUAGACGUUAAGGCAAUAUAAAUAUGAUAAAUAAAAAUUUAAAAUUAUAUUAUUGGAACCUAUUAGUUACAAUUAAUAUGAUAUGGACAAUUCAAUCAAAUUUAUAAAAAAAAAUCAUUAUUUUAAGCAAUGGGCUUUCAAAAUUGU